AUGUCUGUGAAAAAAAAGAGAAAAUCCACUGCCGAGGAAGUGAAUGUGAAGAAAUGUAGAAUUACAAGCUAUUGCAGGACACAGACAGCCAGUAGAAUAAUAAAUGAAGACUUGUUUUCAAGCAAAAAGUGCCUGGCUUGGUUUUAUGAGUAUGCAGGUCCAGAUGAAAUUGUUGGGCCAGAAGCAAUGGAAAAAUUCUGUGAGGAUAUAGGUGUAGAACCAGAAAACAUAAUUAUGUUGGUUCUUGCAUGGAAAUUAGAGGCAGAAAAUAUGGGCUUUUUCACAAAAGAGGAGUGGUUGAAAGGAAUGACCUCUCUACAAUGUGACUGCACAGAGAAGUUACAGGGUAAAUUUGACUAUCUUCGGGCGCAACUGAACGAUAACACUGCCUUUAAGAAUAUUUACAGAUAUGCAUUUGAUUUUGCAAGGGACAAAGUCCAGCGGAGUCUGGACAUAGAUACUGCAAAAACUAUGUUGGCACUUUUACUUGGAAGAACAUGGCCAUUAUUUUCUGUGUUCUACCAGUACCUGGAGCAGUCCAAAUACAGAGUAAUGAACAAAGACCAGUGGUAUAAUGUAUUAGAAUUCAGUCGGACCGUUAAUUCCGAUCUUAGUAACUAUGAUGAAGAUGGUGCCUGGCCAGUUCUUCUCGAUGAAUUUGUUGAGUGGUAUAAACAUCGUCCCUCAUUAUAG
Molecule: messenger RNA, 693 nt
Organism: Staurois parvus
Lineage: Eukaryota; Metazoa; Chordata; Amphibia; Anura; Ranidae
Source: the annotation of a GenBank genome assembly